Castor canadensis (American beaver) is the source of this 2055-nucleotide messenger RNA. It is a transcript of the gene E2f4, whose product is annotated as E2F transcription factor 4. NCBI's taxonomy places the organism in Eukaryota, Metazoa, Chordata, Mammalia, Rodentia, Castoridae. The record is from RefSeq and is a predicted model, not a curated record. Gene Ontology annotation, cellular component: RNA polymerase II transcription regulator complex. Gene Ontology annotation, biological process: regulation of transcription by RNA polymerase II. Gene Ontology annotation, molecular function: protein dimerization activity; RNA polymerase II cis-regulatory region sequence-specific DNA binding; DNA-binding transcription factor activity, RNA polymerase II-specific.
GUGGUGGCGGCGCCGGCCUGGCCUGGCCUGGCUGAGGGGAGGUGGCGGGAGGGCGGGCGUGAUGGCGGAGGCCGGGCCGCAGGCGCCGCCGCCCCCGGGCACCCCAAGCCGACACGAGAAGAGCCUGGGACUUCUCACCACCAAGUUCGUGUCGCUUUUGCAGGAGGCCAAGGACGGCGUGCUUGACCUCAAGCUGGCAGCUGACACCCUAGCUGUACGCCAGAAGCGGCGGAUUUACGACAUUACCAAUGUGCUGGAAGGUAUUGGGCUGAUCGAGAAAAAAUCCAAGAACAGCAUCCAGUGGAAAGGUGUGGGGCCAGGCUGCAACACUCGGGAGAUUGCUGACAAGCUGAUUGAGCUCAAGGCAGAGAUCGAGGAACUGCAGCAGAGAGAGCAAGAACUUGACCAGCACAAGGUGUGGGUGCAGCAGAGCAUCCGGAAUGUCACAGAGGAUGUGCAAAACAGCUGUUUGGCCUACGUGACUCAUGAAGACAUCUGCAGAUGCUUUGCUGGAGAUACUCUCCUGGCCAUCCGGGCCCCAUCAGGCACCAGCCUGGAGGUGCCCAUCCCAGAGGGUCUUAAUGGGCAGAAGAAGUACCAGAUUCACCUGAAAAGUGUGAGUGGCCCUAUUGAGGUGCUGCUGGUGAACAAGGAGGCAUGGAGUUCACCACCUGUGGCUGUACCAGUGCCACCCCCUGAGGAUCUGCUCCAGAGCCCACCUGCUGUUUCUACCCCUCCUCCUCUGCCCAAGCCUACCUUAGCACAGCCCCAGGAAGCCUCGCGUCCAAGCAGUCCCCAGCUGACCCCCACCCCCGUUCCUGGCAGCACCGAAGUCCCAGGGGUGGCUGGCCUGGCACCUGAGAUUGCAGUGAGUGGUGGCCCUGAGACUGAGAGCAAGGACAGUGGUGAGCUCACCUCACUUCCGCUGGGCCCGACAGCACUGGACACCCGGCCCCUGCAGUCUUCUGCCUUGUUGGACAGCAGUAGUAGUAGCAGCAGCAGCAGCAGCAGUAGCAGCAGUUCAUCUGGACCCAACCCUUCUACCUCCUUUGAGCCCAUUAAGGUGGACCCCACAGGUGUUCUGGAACUCCCCAAAGAACUGUCAGAAAUCUUUGACCCUACACGAGAGUGCAUGAGCUCAGAGCUGUUGGAGGAGUUGAUGUCCUCAGAAGUGUUUGCCCCUCUCCUCCGACUAUCUCCACCACCUGGAGACCACGAUUACAUCUACAACCUGGACGAGAGCGAAGGUGUCUGUGAUCUUUUUGAUGUGCCUGUUCUCAACCUCUGACUGACAGGGACAUGCCCCGUGGGGCCGGGACCCAGAUUGAGCUGGGGGCGACAGGGGUACCUCCCCUCACUCAUUCCUACACAGUUUGAGAGCCACAGACUCCUGGCUUCCCCAGCCUUCCCCCACUUCACAGUUCUGGCUACAUGUCCCUUUCCUGUUCUGGCACUUGUCAGUGUGUGAGCUGAGCAGGAGAAAGGGCUCAGCCCCCUCCAUGUGGAGCCAAAGUGUUUGCCUCUCCUUUUCUGGAGCCUUCCCCAGCCUAGGCUCAGCUGCCACCCAGUGGCACAUAUCUGUCAUCACCCCCAUAGGGCAGCUUGUCCAGCCCAUUGCCCUGCUCCUGCCAGUCCCUCUCCCCUAGAAGGGAAGGGUGGGAUGGAGCUGGGCACUUGCCAGCCCUACCUAGCUUCCUUCCCUACCCACUCAUCCUACAGUUUCUGGACCUCUCAAGUGACCUCCUUACCAGGUCCUGAGCACUGGGAACCUGCAGGUGUUGUGUGUGGCGGGAGGUAUUAAGAAGGAACUGAGUGAGGUCUCUAGGAAUCUGGGUGGGUUGGUCCCUGAACAUUGGCCCACCCUCCUGAUGCCCCAUAGUCCCCUUCAUUUCCAUUUAUUCAUUUACCCUCAUUUAGAGCCAUUUGCAGAGAUUUAGAAAGAUUUACAGUAACGAAUGGAUUCCUAUAUAAAGAUUAUUUUUAUACUUUUUGCAGCAAAAGGAAAUUGUAAUAUUUGUACAGUGUCCAAGUGAAUAAAGACCAUGCCUAAGGCUA